Arachis duranensis is the source of this 1077-nucleotide messenger RNA. RefSeq lists its product as uncharacterized. The transcript is spliced from 8 exons. Gene Ontology annotation, biological process: regulation of DNA-templated transcription. Lineage: Eukaryota; Viridiplantae; Streptophyta; Magnoliopsida; Fabales; Fabaceae. Gene Ontology annotation, molecular function: transcription coactivator activity; chromatin DNA binding. The record is from RefSeq and is a predicted model, not a curated record. Bases 298 to 828 code for a protein of 176 amino acids.
AAAAAGGUAUACCAUAUGCGUUAGCGUGUGCCGCAGAAAUCAAUCAUGCUUUGGUUUCGGGUUUACACAAUUCUAUUCUUGUGGCAGCAGCUCAGCUCGCAGAAUCCAUCGCCAUCUCAUCAAAAGUUACCAUUUGAUUUUGGGGUUUGAUUCAUUCUAUUUCCUUUUUAGUUACUGCUACCCCCUUUUCCUUUUGAUGAUCAAAGCUUUGGAGGUGUUGGUAGCUUUGAAAUUCUUUCAUCAGAAGUCUCUUCUGAUUAAUUUUGGUUUGAAGAGCGAACCCUUCAUUCAUCAGUGAUGGACACAACAACAACGAGUAACUGGAGGGAUCAACUGCACCCUGAAACCCGCCAACUCCUCCUCAACAAUAUAAUGAACAAGUUAAAAAUCGGUCAUCCUCUUGGUGAUUAUGAUGAAGACCUUGAAUUUCAAAAAAUUGCUCAUAGUAUUGAGCAGAAAAGUUAUGGUGGUGCUACAAACCAGGCUGAUUAUUUUGACGAAAUAGCUUCUAAGCUUCUUUUGUUGGAGAAAGCAAGAGAAAGGGAAUGGAGAUCUCAGCUUCGCCCUGAUUCCCGGCAAAGAAUUGUCAACAAAAUAAUGGAAAAGAUAGGAAGACAUCUUCCUGUUAGUCGUCCAGAGGGAUCACAAGAACUUUGGAAGAUUGCCCGAAGGUUGGAGGAGAAGAUUUUUGCAGCUGCAUCCAGCCAGACUGAUUACCUUAGAAAAAUAUCUUUAAAGAUGCUUACAAUGGAGACCAUAUACCAGGGACGCCAUGAACAUGCCAAUCCAGAACCGGAGCAGGAGCCCAAGAAUGCCGGCAUGGACUGAUGACUAUCACAUGGGCUAGCAUUUGAAGCAACUGGUUUGGGAUGCAGCAGUUUCUCGCAUUCACGAACAACUCCAAUGCGAUUGACAGUUCGUAAUGGAGCAUGUGCUUGUUUGAAUUUUCAAACUUUGAUGUACAUGUAUCAAUACUCGUUUUUUUUAUUUUUUGCUCUCUUUUAGUCUUUACAAUUACAUACACAAAAAAUUUGUACACAAAUUUUUUUUGUAAAAAAAUUAUGUUUUUUUUGCUAA